Molecule: messenger RNA, 1323 nt
Organism: Penicillium cinerascens
Lineage: Eukaryota; Fungi; Ascomycota; Eurotiomycetes; Eurotiales; Aspergillaceae
Exons: 3
Coding region: 1-1323 (440 amino acids)
Source: RefSeq, a predicted model, not a curated record
AUGGCUUCUGACUCUCCCAAUUUUGUUAAUCACGAAGAUUCCCUUCAACUCCACGAGUCUACAGACUUUGACGAAGAGGAUACCACACCGAUUGAUACCGCAACAGAAGAAGAAGCCGACUCAGCAAUCACCUCGUUCAUUGAAAGCAAUUCCAGAAUCCCGGUAGCUCCUUCUUAUGGGCAAAUUCCCUGCCCUGUCGUGGUCCCUCAACGAAGACCCGGAAACAAAGAGCGAGGUUUUAUGAAGGCGUAUGCUCCAAUAUUAUCCCAAUGUGAUAUCAGCCAAGAACACUUCCAUGACUUCAUCAACACUCUGAAUAAAGCAAUCCAGGCCUCUAAAUGGAUUGUUGCGGUGCAAAUUGCGGCAUUAGGGGCUUCGUUCGUGCCAAAUCAAAUCUCUAUGGGUGCGACAGCGGCAGUACAGAUAGUAUCAGCAGUCGCAGCAAAGGCACAAAUUAGAUGGAAAGUGAACAGCUUUAUAGAUAAGGCGAAUCGAGAACUAUUCUGUCCUCGAGGACUUUAUUGUAUGAUUGUGACAUACAACCCUCUCCCACGGCAACAGCAGGAAGACAUCAAUACUUCGAUAAACAGAGCAUCUGCUAGCGGGGCUCCCGGCCCAUCUCGAAACAAAUGGCCGGAGAAAGUCAAGAAAAACUUGCGCAAUCCAUUCUCUGCUGCAGCAGAAGGAGAGGAAAAUUUACCAUCUGAGAUUGCACCCCUAAUAUUCUCGGAUGAUGAGGAUAAGAACGUUCAAAUGAAAAAGAAAGAGAAACCUUGGGACAAGUUGAAUGAUUACUUCGAUAAACGCGCCCGGGCAAGAUAUGCCAGUGAAAGCAAUAAUGACGUUUUAUCCUCAGCCCCCGAAUCUAAAUUCAAAAAUCGAUUCCUUGAUCCUAACCAUCCGGCCAAUAAUGGGGGUCUUCUGGGCUUGAUUUCAGGCGGGCACCUCACAAGGGACCCAAAAAAGACAAUGGAAGACACGAAAAAUUUAUAUCAGCAGCAGGCAGAACUUAUUAUUGAGCAACAAAAUAGCCAGUUGGAGCUGCUCCGCAGUCAGUUCCAAGCCAUGGGCUUCUCCGAACAACAGCAACACGAGUAUAUCUCAGCCUACGAGCAGCAAUUCCAACUGCAACAAGACCAGCUACAGGCCCAGAUAAAAGGAACGGAAAUGAUGUUCAGAAAGAUUUUGAAGAAUGUUCUUUAUCUCAUGGUUGUAAACCUGCCAACUGACGAAGAAGUUGAGGCGGCUAGAAUGGCGACGAAUACGGAUGAGGAAGAUGAUGGCAGCCAAAGAAGCUUCGUGACCAUGGUCAAUGUACAGUAA